This is a messenger RNA of Tetranychus urticae (two-spotted spider mite), 3175 nucleotides long. RefSeq lists its product as uncharacterized. NCBI's taxonomy places the organism in Eukaryota, Metazoa, Arthropoda, Arachnida, Trombidiformes, Tetranychidae. The record is from RefSeq and is a predicted model, not a curated record.
UUUACAAAGGACCUAAAAGGGGCUUCUAUCUUAUUUUUUGUAUCGAUUGAAUGAUUUAGGCAAAAAAUGCCGAUUUAUGAUUAAAUAAGACUCUGGAAUUGAUUUUCAUUGUAAAUCAUAACUGCAAAUGAUUCACUUUUCUGGUCAUCUAAAAUCAUCAAAUCUCUAUUAUUUGACUUUUUUAGUUUCCGUAUUGUAAAGAGUUUCAUUUUUGUGUAAAAAUUAAAAUGUUGCCACCAAUAGUGUUGAUCUUUUUAUUUAUUAAAUCAAGCCAAGGUAAUCUUCUCGAUAGUCCAUUCAAUUCACCAAAAGGAAAUGUUACAAUUCUUGCAAGCUUAACUGAUCAGUUAACACAAGAAAAUUGGAUUAUAAAAGAGACUCUAAACGUUGAACCCAAAAUUCAUGGUAAAAUUGAGAUAACCCAAGGAAAUAAUAGGAUACAAGUAUUUUAUCAUGAGAAUGACGAUGAAUUUAAACUGGUAAUGCAUGAUAAUGCAUGCUUUGAAAUGAGAUAUAAUCACCAUGGUUGGAAUUCAAUGUUGCCAACUAUACACAAACCGUUACUUAAUAUGGCACUAUUAAUGGGCCCUUCUUUGUAUCAUCGUUUGCAGGAAAAGACGGGAAAAGUUCUAGCGGAAGAUCCUGUCCAAAUAAGAGGAGAAACCAUGCAAAGCGUUGCUAUUUUAGUCGACCUUAAUCUUAGGAUAUCCUUUACAUUUCCAGCUGGCGAGGAUAUCUGGGAAGGAAUUGAAAAGCCCAAAAGAUUGAAGCUUGAUGGUUGGGUAGCUGAUUCCUUUAACGAAUCCCAAAGUAUCUUGAAAGAAACUCUCUUUUUUGAUAUUUAUUCUGAAAAAGAGGUUGAUAAUGCAGGAUUAACCACACCAACUCUUGGUAUUGGAUGUCCGAGUUAUCUUGAAAAGAACCAGAUGUUUCCUCGUUUGAAAGAUGAACAAUUCCAUGUUAAAAUAACUGAAAUCGUUACCAAAUCAGGCAACCAAAAAUGGCAUCAUAAUGGGUAUUACAUUGACACAAAGAAUGGCAUAACGAGAGUUACAUCUUUUGACCAAGACGUUUUAAAAGAAUCAAUGAUAGAUCACAACCUUGGUAUCAAAUAUGAAUUGGAAAGCGAUGGUAAAUGCAAAACCAGCCCAAUUGUGAAAGUAGAUGAUUUGUUUACGGUUGAUCAAAUCAUGUGGAUGGAGGGUCAAUACAAAUACGUCGGGAAAACUAAAUAUGAACAUCGAUCAGAAUUAGUUGAUGUUUGGGAAUCAAUGGAGUUGAACAAAUUUGUGGGCGAAAAUUUUUACGACAAAGUGGUUACAACUCAGCUGCUGGCAAAACAAACUGAUAUUUCUGGCAAUUCAUUAUACAAAUCAGAUUAUCUCCCGAUAGCUGCCGAAAAACGAUUUUACAAAAUCAUUUUGGAUAAAUAUGUUCUAAUUGAGUCACGAAAACGUGAUUUUUUUGAUUUUACAACAAAAACAUUUGGCGAGGCUGAAUAUCAUGAUAAAUUUCAACUCAAUGGAUGCUAUGAUGAUCCUUAUGAGAAAAUGUAUAUAACUCUGCAAAUAUCAAGCAUAGAUUUGAAUUUUUCCGAGAGUAUUGAUUAUGCUGCUGUAAAUAUAAAUCAAUUGCUUGAGACCAUUAAAAGGACAAUUGCUGACAAUCUGAACAUAUCAUAUUUAAGGAUAACUUCAAUCGAUUUCGAGUUUGAAAAGGUUUACAUUUUGGCUCAUAUUGAAAUCGUCGAAGCUCCAUAUCUAAUCGAUUCAUUGGCACGAUCUGAAAUUAAAUUUGAUGUAAACUCGUUCAAUGAUUACGAUAAAGUAUCUAUCAAAGGCCAACAGGAAUGUUUGGAAGCCGCAGCUUCACAAAACGAUGUCACCCAUGUAAUCAGCUGUGGUGACUUGAAAAAUUUGUGCAUUGUAGUGAGAAGUGAACAAACAAUGCCCAAGGAAAGCCAAUCAGGGACAUAUUGUUCAGUGUUUUACAAUCCGUUUAGUACAUUGAAAAAACUAGUUUCUGAAGUCUCUCUGAGAAAUUUGGUUUCCCAUUAUUUGGAUAUAAUUGGCAUUCGAUUUAGCCUUGAUUGUUUAAAUUGCACAAAACCAACUCAACAUCUUUAUUCAAUUGUUAACGCUUACCAAGAUUCACCUUCAAUUGAUACUGAAGCUGAACGGUUGCUAUUUUCUGAUGUCAUGGAUGGAGCCAAAUUGAAAGAUGGUCAGUUGGUGGUUGGUGUUGGAAAUUUAGGAGACUGUUAUCGUUCUUGCUCUAACUCUGACAAAUCACCUUGCGAAACCUUUUCAUUCUGUGAAGUUGGAGAUCAAAAUGAAUGCCUAAUUUCAAACGAGCUUUAUGAUGCAUCGAAAAAUUUGACAGUCGAUCACUCUGCUUGUAAUGUCUAUACGAAAAAUCGUCUCCUUGAUUACCACAAGAUUUCAUCUUUUAAAUUCAUCAAGCCAAAUAAAAAUCCGUUAACAACACGUUCAGUCGAAGAAUGUGCUCGAGCUUGUUCAGACUUAGAUGAUUGUCAUGCUUUCCAAGUUUGUGAUCAUCGUUAUUGCUCGUUUGGUAAUCAUUUUAAUCGUCAAAAUCUUGUUCCAAUCAAAGACUGUGAUAUUUACAUUCCAAAAAAGAUUCAAAAUUAUGUUAAAAAUGCUCAUUUAAUGAUUCCUGAUGUUAUUCAUAGCGAGGUUGAUUUAACUUUGGAGCAAUGUGCAGCUAUUUGCUCUGAUUGGAAAUCUGUUAACUCUGAAGAUCGGGUUGAUUGCAAGUCAUUUAAUUACUGUCCAAAAAGCGAAGCCGAGAGCAUUUGUCAGAUAACAAGCUAUUCAAUUUCAUCCGAUGGUCAACGUAUUUCUGCAAAAACAUCAGAUUAUUGCUCUAAUUAUGAAUUUCACAAUGAAUUAGACAAACAAUCCUUGACAUUGGAAAAACAAACAGACAAAUCUGAUGUUUCAAGCAUCGGGAUUAUUAGCGUUUUUGUGCUUCUUGGUCUUUUAAUUGGAGUCAUUACUCCUUUCAUACUUAAAAUUUUCAAGAGAAACCGGUCCGAACAAGAAGAAUCUAUAACUUUCGAAAAUGAAUUCUUUGACACAACAAGAAUCUAAUCGACAAACUCUGUAAUUUCCAUUUCAUCAUCUAAUGAAUAAAAGACUAUUGGUUCAGAUGA